AUGGCAGACACAAUCCGCCAGGAAUAUCCGGACACACCUCUAAGACUGGGACUAACAGUUCCCGGCACUCUGCAUGUGGAAAAGUCACCGAGCCAGAUCGACUCCGCCAAUGCUCUAGAUAGCUUCAAAGUCAACUCCUUGGGUCCGUUACUCCUCAUGAAACAUCUCUCCAAUUUUAUGCCAUCCAAGUCUGCGCCCGCGUUCCCAAAGGGGAAUUCCACAGCUGCAGGCGGUUCCUAUGCACCACUGGAAUUACCCUCACAUGCCAUCUAUGCAAUGAUGGCUGCCCGCGUUGGCUCGAUUUCCGAUAACUCAUCGGGCGGGUGGUACUCCUACCGUGCGAGCAAGUCUGCUGUGUUCCAGUUGGCGAAAACUUUUGAUUUCUGA
Molecule: messenger RNA, 387 nt
Organism: Penicillium arizonense
Lineage: Eukaryota; Fungi; Ascomycota; Eurotiomycetes; Eurotiales; Aspergillaceae
Exons: 2
Coding region: 1-387 (128 amino acids)
Source: RefSeq, a predicted model, not a curated record